Messenger RNA from Oryzias melastigma (Indian medaka), 1100 nucleotides. Its product is annotated as zinc finger protein 260. NCBI's taxonomy places the organism in Eukaryota, Metazoa, Chordata, Actinopteri, Beloniformes, Adrianichthyidae. The record is from RefSeq and is a predicted model, not a curated record. Gene Ontology annotation, molecular function: DNA helicase activity; ATP-dependent chromatin remodeler activity; ATP binding. Gene Ontology annotation, cellular component: nucleus. Gene Ontology annotation, biological process: chromatin remodeling; DNA repair.
GCGGCCGCAGCUUCAAGACUCGCAAUUCGUUGACCGUUCACCUGAGGACUCACUCCGGAGAGCGCCCGCACUCCUGCCUGGAAUGUGGGAAGAGCUUCUGCCAGAAGCGGGACCUGAAGGUCCACGCCUUUACACACACCGGCGAGCGGCCUUUUUCCUGCGGCGAGUGCGGAAAACGCUUCGGUCAGAGCGGGAACCUGAGCAGACACAUGCGGACUCACACCGGGGAGCGGCCCUUCUCCUGCUCCAUCUGCAGCCAGACCUUCUUGCACAGCUCCAGCCUGAAGAAGCACACCGUCCGCCACAGCGUCCAGAGACGCCACGCCUGCAGCACCUGCUCGCUGAGCUUCCAGGACAAGGAGAGCCUGAGCGUGCACAUGCUGAGCCACAUCGGGGAGACGCCCACGUCCUGCGAGGAAUGCGGCAAACGCUUCAAACACAGCCACACCCUGAGGAUCCACAUGAGGAUCCACACGGGGGAGAAGGCCUUCGUCUGCAGGCGCUGCGGGAAGGGCUUCAGCCAGAGCGGGAACCUCAGCAGACACAUGCGCUCCCACACCGGCGAGCGGCCCUUCUCCUGCAAACUCUGUCCCAAACGCUUCCGCCGCUCCGACGACCUGACGCUCCACAUGAGAGUCCAUGCAGAUGAAAAAAUCCACGCCCCACCACGGACGGAGAAGCAGAGAGCGUCCAGCUGAGGAGCCGCAAAACCCCGCUGCCAGACUGUAACCGAAAGAACUUUUUGUUUCUCAUAUUUCUGCUAAAUGUUGAGCUUCUGCUGAGGGAGAGAUGGUCACGCCUUUUUCUGAACACACAUUUCCUCUAUGGGUUUAGACAUGUUAAAUCACACCUUCCAUUUCCCACUGUAAACCAAAACAGGAAGUCACAAAAAGUUGCAGUUCUUCCAAAGGCCAAUAGAGGCUGGCACCAGAAUUGACUCUAAGGCCUCGUUUCCACAGAGCUUUCUGGUACAGGAGGAGUGGUACGGUCCAGUUAAUUCUGGCGCGCGUUUCAACUCAAUUAAGCCUCGCUUCCACUGAGCAGUUUGUUUUCAUGGUGGAUGCGUGGUGUAGACCGCUAGCGUGUCAUUGAGUCACUGU